AUGCUGUUUGGCUUCGUCCCUUUCAAAGGCAGGGUCGGGGCGCGGUUGCCUCCGAAUGGAGAGCUUACUCUGGCCCCACCGCUUUCUGUGCCCCGCUCCACUCCCCACCCCUUCAUUGUAAAUAGUCACUUUUGUACUGGUUUGAGCCAGGGGACGUGGGGAGUCAUUUUUUUUCUUUGUGUUGGCAUCUCAGGCCAUUGGAGGCAUGGCCCACAUCCCAGUUUGAUUUGGGAGAAUCCCAAGACGUGUCCCCUCACCUGCCCCCAGUGCGUAGGAUUUCAAUAUAUCAGUAUUAACUCUUAA
Molecule: messenger RNA, 303 nt
Organism: Rangifer tarandus platyrhynchus (Svalbard reindeer)
Lineage: Eukaryota; Metazoa; Chordata; Mammalia; Artiodactyla; Cervidae
Source: the annotation of a GenBank genome assembly